AUGUACGUAAUAUAUCCAGCGGAUGAAGUAGUUUCCCUGACUUACAACUCGCAGACGCUGCCACGGCUUCGGCAGCGACCCACCCUCGACGUCCUUGUUGGCCCGUUGCCGUCUGCGACGCAAAGAGCGCUACCCCUGCCCCCGACCCCCGCCCCACCCCGCGCCGCUUCCGUCCCCAAAACGGCGCCCCCGGAGCCUGCGGAGCGCGCGCCGGCCUCGCCGACGCCGUCCAUCGAGCGGCCGGCUAAGCUGCGCGAGCGCACUAAGGCGAAGCUCCUUAAGAAGCUUGGCCGCAAUGAACCCAAUGACUUCGGCAAAAUUGUUAGGACCCCGGCCCCUGAUGAAUUCGAACUACCUGCCCCUUUACCUACGCCGGCUUUCUCCAGAAAAAAUAUAUUCGAUCGUGACUUCGACGCGUUGUUCGAAGUCGCGACAUCGCCACAAUUCACGGCGAAAAUUCGUGUCACGACGCCUGAGCCCGACCAUCGGUCUGAUGUAUCUGCAUUACAUUUUUCUCCAUCUUCCUCCUCACUCAGCCUGCUCCCACCGAGGCCCAAUUCUGAGCCGGCACCCAGUAUAUCUCCCUCGACCUCUCUCCGCGCCUCCACAAACUCGACGCCAACUGGACACCGGUCAUCUAUAGAAGGUCCCAAUUCUAAGUCGAAGAAAGUAAGUUUCUUCAGAAAGCUGAGUCGGGCACGGGACAAGGAGGCGUCCCCUCCUCGGGGGCGCGUCAUGCAGCAGCCUUCUUUGGAGAUGGCCUUGCGGGAACUAACACACCCCACACACAAUGAACAGCUCAAGAAUCAACAGCAAGUUACCUUCAAAUUGGUCAAGACAGUGUCGGACUUCACAACACAGUUGUCACAAGUUUACGAGCGGCACUCGGCUGAGCUGCAAAUACUCGUCGCUAACUUCAGAAAGCGGAACGCCGAGCUUAGGAAAGAAAGAGCAACCUGCCCAUCGUCUCUUUUCCAUACCUGGGAGACGUUACUCCAGGAGGUGGAAGCUGACGUGUUGGGGUACAGCAAUGCGGCCACAUCCCUGGACAGACUGGUGGCGACCCCUCUCAUAGACAGGACCUUCCACUUGAAGGUCCAAGCGAGGAAACUGUUCGCACAUAGAGAAGGAUGCGACGUUACACUUGGAAAAGCAGAUGACCAACUAAAUAAGACUCGUCAAGACUACCGCACGGCGUUCCUGAACUACUGCAGCAACCCGAGUCCGGCCGCCCUGGCGACCUACUACGACUCUCACAACACCUACGUACAACAACUCACUGCCACCAACGCCAUGCUGGACCAAUAUCAUAAGCACACGUUGCCUACUAUUCUACAGGAACUUGAAGAAAUACUGACAGACGUGACGACGGCGGUCAGCGACGCUAUCUGCCAGGGCGGUGAGAUCAUCACAGAUAAGUCGAACACCCAACUACGCCGCUACGAGUCGCUCUGCGCUCAAGCACGAGCGGUGUCCAGCACGGCGGACCUGGCGCACUUGGCGCGGACGCUGCUGAACAACCAGCCGCCCAUGAGACCACCGAAGAGACUGUUCCUGCCGCCGUACCCGCCUGAACCGGAGGACCCGCCGCUUGAUGUGCCUGCGGAAAGCAUGCCUCCAGUUCUCCGUGGCGAGAUCUUGCUGGACCGCAUGGGACCCCAGGCGCGGCUCAGCUACGAACAGCUGCGAAAGGAUGCACAGGAUCUUGAAAUACAAAUAAAGCAGUUGCAGGAAAGCCUCGAUUCACUAGUGCGCGUCCAAAAUCGCAGUUUGGAAAGCAACUUGUACAACAAAGUCAACGAGAUCCAGGAGGAGAUAUCUAUCAAGAAGUACGACUACAGGGCCACACAGCUCCAUCUUGCGGCCGUAAGAGCUCAGAGAGAGCUCUUUGCGGCUAAGGCAGAUAGUGGUUCUGCAGCAGUAGAUCGAAAGUUAUCUUCAUCUUCAGCCGGCAGUAUGAAGAACAAGUGGCUCAAAGCCUUCCGCAGUCUGAAGCCUCCAAGUGCACCACCCCCUCAUGCUGCUCCACCAGAUAAAAAAAAUCAAAUGUACCACGCGGUGUCGACGGUAAUGGCCAUGAGGAGGAAUGGAGCCGCUCGGGACGCACGCGGAGAUUCGGAUGUUCACAAUUUCCAAGAAUACACUUACAAGAAAAUUACCCCUUGCGAUGUCUGCUCACAAGUGCUUAGAGGGCACACCAGGCAAGGGUUACGAUGCCGUCUCUGCAAGAUGAACGUCCACACGGACUGCAUGCCACAAGUUGGCAAGUGUCAGACCAAAUCACGACUCCUGCGCAGGCAGAAGAGCACUUCGGAAAUCGAGGCUCAUAGAGUCCAAGAUACGGCAUUCGACGAAGAAAAGGAGGAAGUGGAUCAGACCUACCAAGUUCUGAAGCGGGCCAACGAAAUAGCGAAGCCGGGUGGCGGGGAAUCUCGUGGGGGCCCGGUAGUGCGGGUGUCGGCGCCGGAGGAGACGCCGCCCGCGCGUUCACCGGCCCGGCCGUCCGGCGGGUUGGCCGUCGCGCCGCAACCGGUCUCCUCCAGCUCAGCGCCGCACUCGCCGAGACGUCAAAAGUUGAACCUUAGGAUGAAGAGCCUUUCCCUGGAUUCGCCGGAAUGCGGGGAGCUUCGACGACGACCGGCCCGCGACCAGCCCUCACAGGGCAGCAGAGUACUCUGUAAAUGCAGAAUGCUUAACAUGAGACAUGGCUUACAUAGAGUAACUAAUCACUCGAUUUGCAAAUACACGUUUUCAUCUCCAUCGUCGCCAGUACAUAGCAGGAAGUUGUUGAGUGCCCGUGGGGGUCGAAUGAGUAGCGUGGAACUGCCUGAUGAGCCUGACAAGAGCCUGUCUUCGAAUAGCGCAAGUCCAUGCCCGUCACCUGUCAAGCAAACUGGCAAGCACCAACGUCUGCUACCAACGAACUUGUACGUGAUUCUCUACAACUUCAAGUCUCGUCACGCUGAUGAACUUGACCUAAAGGCUGGGUACAAGGUCACGGUCAUUGACACCUCCGACCCUGACUGGUGGAAGGGCAAGUGCCUCGGCAAGAUUGGAUAUUUCCCUUCUAAGUACUGCACUAAACUUCAAGCCGGAGAAAGACCGUUGCAAGUCACACACAAUUUGCAGGUAUCCGAUGGUGAUAAUGGGUUGAUGCUCUUGCGCGAUCAAAUAGUUAUCCAGGUUGGUGAUGAGGUUGAUGGGAUGGUGAUGAUCCGCUCCGGCGACAACCGCCAGGGCGUGUGUCCAGUAAAGUUCCUACAGGAGGUGUGACGCUUCAAACUGCCUAUCUUCGAUAUCAUGAAGAAACGCGGGUCUUUAUCAGAAGAAAGAAAUAGGCUUCAAGAACCUAAAUACACACGGAGUGCUCCAGUCACACCUUGCGAUAGCGAAACAUCGACAUGGUCCGACAAAGCUUGGGGAAGCAGUAAAGGCUACGACUCAGGGUCAGACAAGGCUGGUUAUGACGAGUCCUCAGAUGGGGUUUGGUGGUGGCGAAGACCUCUGGACGUUAGAAGAACCCAAUGCCGUCGUUGUGGGGCCUCUUCGUCUACUAGGCCACUAAGAAUGAUGCCCUGUGCUGGAGUGGCCCAAGAUGAAUACGAGCCAAGUGGCUCUCGUCCACUUAUGUCUCGUGACCGGCCACUGCUUUUUGUAAGGCAAUUUUUCUUGUAAACAACUUUUGGUCACGAUUUGGCGGCCAUGGUAAUUAUGAUCUAUAUAAAAAAAAAUUGAUCUGCUGUCAUUCAGACGUCUGGUACCUUUUGUCGUUUUUCGCUUCGGCUAUAAAGUCUGAAGAAAUCACCAAAAAAUGUUGAUGGCCGUCGAUGUUCCGCGAUCGCUAGAGGCUUUUUGUCAUUUCCUUAUUUAUGUAUUGUGUAGUUUUUGUGCUUCAUACACCUACAUAACAAUUUUUGUGAUGUUGUACAUUCUUUUAUUUUUACUUCAUGAUAAUAAUAAUUGAUCGAUUUGAUCUCUUGAUUGUGACCUUUCUCAAUCAAAACCUUUCAGGUGAAUAAUCCAAUAUUUGUACAACUUGUUCUCAUAAUCAUAUUGAUACGAUUUUGUAUCUGUUAGUAUUUAGUACACUCAUGUAAUGCAUGGAGUACUUAAACUACGCACCUGAGAUCUAUUAAAAGUUUAGAAACUAAAGUAAGCCGCCUUCUACCCAGCACAUUCCAAAAUAGAGUGCAAUUUGUUUCUAACAAUUAGGUUUGUGGUUUGUUCUAAUUUACAUUUUACUUUUUAUCGAUUCGUGUGCAAUUUCUAAUCGAGUGUUGGCGUGGGCUUUGAUUAUUGUCUACGAAAGUGAAUAAUCAAAAAUUUAAGGUUAGCCCUAGUAAAAAGUAAGUAAUCCUUAUCACGUAACACUCCGUUUGCAAGUACUGAUUUUUUAAAAGAUUAUUAUAACAUAUGGCCUACUUUACAUCGCGAUACCUUAUGUUUAAUAAUAUAUUUAGCAUUACUUAUUAUACUAUAUAUUUAAUAUUAUACAAAAACAUUCAAGUUUUGUACGUUAGGUCCUUAAAAUAUUUCGACAUAUCAUUUUUCGUAUAUUAAUUUAACGGUGAUAAAUUUAAUAAGCUAAUUAUUUACUAAGCAAAUUUUGGAACAUUUAAUGGCCCUUGCUAUGUUGCUGCCAACAAAAUUAUGAAUUUAAUCCAAACUUUAAAUAUGAAAUAUAUUAUUAUUAUGAAUAAAAUAUUAAAUUAUUCAGUAUAAUAUUAUAUAUAAAAUGCAUUUUAUGAAAUAAGUAUCUUAUAUUCAUAGAUGAAGGGAAACCGAAAUCAAAUUUCGAGGAAAUUAAAGUUAAUCGGUAAUAUCAUUGUACAAUUUUAAGUUACGAGUAUAACCUUACCAAAAUUCUGGUAAACAAGCGCUUUCUGUGGGAUAAAAUAAAAAUAAUUAAUUUAUCUAAAAACCUUUCAAAUAUAGUUUGGGGCUAGCUCAAAUUGUGUGAUUUAUUCUAAUACACUAUUUUAUUCAUAUAAAUUAUGUCUUCGAUUGGAUUAAGUUUAUUUUGAUAUCACUUCUGUUUACUUAAAAGACAGUAUUUUUUGUAAUUAUCUUUUUAUAUGUAUUUGUCAGAUUCAUGUACGUACUGUUUAUUACGGAUUUACUAAUGACGUUAUAGUAAUAAAUAGGUUCUCGGAGAAGGAAGCCACGUUUAACGAUCCAUCCUUGAACCUAACUGAAAAAGAAUGGAAAGUACGAUAAUUGAAUAAAAUACCAAAUUUUCGGUAACAGGCAAAUAUUAUUUUGAAAAAAAAAGCCAGUACUUAUAACCAAAUGCCUAGUUGCGAGCAAGUAGAUGUUUUCCAUAAUACAUAAAUCACUGAACAUUUUUUCUGUAGAGUUUUAUUAUAUUUAUUGCGAAACUAGUCAAUCUUCCUAGAAGAGCUUCGUACUUAUUACAAAAUGUAAGUUAAUACCGUGCCAUUUUUAAUAGUUUAGCUACGAGUAUAUAUUUUUAACCACCUAGUUACCAAGUUAUGCUCCAACUAAAUAUAGACUUUUAUUACGCACUGUCCGUGACAGGUCGAGGUGGCAACGAAUGUUAAUUACUCCCAUUUUUUGUUACCGCCAUCCGCAGAAUUUGACUGCUACUAAUUUGUGGACAGUAUUGUUAUUGUACUCAAUGCUAUCAGUAAAAUUUUUCUGUUUACCUCGUAAGGUACCUAUUUUUGUUGCAAUUUUGAACAUCAUGUGUAACUUUAGAAAAUAAUUGAUGCUAUAUUUAUUAUAAGACCUUUUCCCUUUUUCAAUUUUAAAGCACUGUUAAUAAUUUUGUUUUUUAGAUAGCUCAUGAAGGGAUUUAAUUAUUUUGACGGACUGAUUAUGAAUGUAAUGCAGUUGUUGUCAUACCGGCCUGUUUCAACGACAUUAUUAGGGUACUGACUAUCACAUUCAUAAUUAUUUAUCGUAUAGUUUAUAAAAUAAAGGUGACAUUUAAUAAUGCGAGUGACCACAUCAUCGCACAUACUUAUAUUCCAAAUUUCGUGAUAUCAUUAAGGUGACAUGUAGACUAUUCAUGUAUCAUUGUCUUGUAAACAAGCUAAAUGAAUUUCAGGUAUUGUUAGAACUGAAAUGAUAUCACGAUAGGAAUUUCAAAGAGACAACAAACAUAAUAUAUUUAUGAAUCGUUCAAAGAAUAUUUUUAUUUGCCAACAAAAAAGUCAGUGCCUAUAUUUAUGGUGUUUACUACUUAUGAUAUGCUAUAUUUUUACACCAUAAAUAUUAACCAUAAUAUUAUAUUAUACUUCUACAUGACUUUAUGUUUUAACAUCUACAACAUUUUAUAAAAAUAACUACAUAUAUUUACCCAUUUUUUUGCCCUAAAACAAGGGACAAAUAAUCGUAUUUCUGUUCACAUAUUGAACCGUCCCCUUGAAGUUUUAAGUACUGUAACUGAAUUAUUAUAUAAAAUAAUAUUUAUGUAAGUAUACAUAGCAGAUUAUGAAUUGUCGUAAGAACGACACUGAAAUGAGUAAAGCUAUAUUUAUGUGUUAUAGAAUACUAAUGUAUUGGUAGAUAGCUUGAUUGAAUGUCUGAAGUGUGAACGAAACGUAAAAAAUUAUACCUAUUAUAAAUCGAUAGAAAAUAUAUGUUUAUGAUAACGUAAAAACACAUACUUACCUACCCAGUUUUGAAAAGAACGUUUUUGGCGAAUAUAUCCGUCAUAAUACUUACUAUAACAUAAAAACGGAUUAACGUUAUUUUUAAGUUAGUUAUGUUUAUGAGUUUAUCACGACUGCUUUUAUUCCAAUUAAGAGAUGUGUCAUUUAAAGAAACUUCUUAGAUGACUAGCUACUCAUGCCAAACCAUCUGCCAUGCCAGGUACCUACUAAACUACCUACUUAUAAGUAUACUAAAAAUAUAUAUAUACCAAACAAAAGAAAUAUGUACCAAAAAGUAAUAUCAACAGUUUUGAGUUAAUUUUGUUUAUUUUCAAUAUAUGACAAAAAAUGGGGUUUAAAACGUGAAGGUUUGAAACAACGAAAGAGAGGCUGAUUAUGUAGAUGGUAGCAGGAGAAUUUUGAAAACAAUUAAACGGUGUGUGGAACAAUAUGAAUAAAUUUUUUUUCAUGUUUGACAAUCUUUCUAAAUUAUUUUCCUAGUAAAAAAAACUCUUCAACAAAUCAUAACGCCUUAUUCUGAUUAUUUUUGUUUACAAAUCUCAAAUAUAGAAAUACACAGGUAUCUAUCCCUUAUUUUAUAAAAGGUAGAUAGUAAUAGGUAAUAAUUAUGGUUUCUGUACGAUGAUAUGAAACGUUUAAAAAGUAUAAGUUUUAUAAGCAAGAAUUUUCACUUACAACAAACACACCUAUUAGAAGAAAUAUCAUUUAAUUAUUUCCACACGUUUGUGUAGACAAUUAUUUUCAAAAUGACUAAAUUAAAAUUGAAAAGAACCAAGUUAUCCUAAAUGUUAUGUGAUAGAGCAUAGAAAUACCUGCUGAAUUCCCAAGUGAGAUGUUUUAUAAUAUACCUAAAAUUAAUAUUUUAGUAUAUUAUAGUAAUUUAAAAGUGAUAGAAAUAUUAUAAAAUUUAAAUUAUAGAUGUUCGACUUAACUCCAUUAUGUAAUUGGCACACUUCGAUUAAGUGACAAAUUUUAUCACUUAAGAUAUUUUCUCAGAUCUUUCUUUUUAAAAUGAAUAUUUAGAUUUUAAUUAAGUAUUUAUUGGGCAUUUUGGGUUAUCAAUAUAUUUGACUGAAUAAAUUCAUCAUUUAUUAAUUUUGUAUCUACACAAUUUGACUUUCUAUUAAAUAAUAUUCUUUGAAAUUAAAGGCCAGCGAGGGGUUUUUUUACUGUGGUCACUUAGCGCAUUGUGCCAAUACCUAAAACUUUUUGGAAAAAAGUCACUUAAAUGUUUAUCAUGGACACGAAUUAUUGUAUGAGCUAAGUAUAGUAAGUACACCAUCCUUAGAUUUAUUAUUAUUGAUGUACCAUCUGCAAUUUAGUCAUUCGUGAAUAAA
This is a messenger RNA of Amyelois transitella, 7975 nucleotides long. RefSeq lists its product as uncharacterized. Gene Ontology annotation, biological process: positive regulation of protein localization to plasma membrane; skeletal muscle contraction; positive regulation of voltage-gated calcium channel activity. The coding region runs from base 1 to 3273 and encodes 1090 amino acids. The transcript has 22 exons. Gene Ontology annotation, molecular function: protein binding. The record is from RefSeq and is a predicted model, not a curated record. Lineage: Eukaryota; Metazoa; Arthropoda; Insecta; Lepidoptera; Pyralidae. Gene Ontology annotation, cellular component: extrinsic component of cytoplasmic side of plasma membrane.